AAUACCAUUUGAUAAGAUGCUUUCAACUUGUUUACACCGAGUAGCACGAUCCUCUACACAACGAGUUGCCAUUCAACAAUGUUAUUACGCAACAAAGAAAUCCACAGCCAAAGUCAAUCCUGAUGCAGUCGACGUUCAUCAAGCCUUAAAGGUAUUGAAAGCUAUGGAAGUGGGUCACCCUUCUCACCAAAUCGAAGCUCAUAUCCAAUGCAAGAUUGAAAAGUCCACACCUUUGAUUCGCGGUUCUCUUGUUUUACCCAAAAGUAUCAAACAAGAAGCUACCAUUGUAGUUUUUGCCACUGGUAAGAAGGCUGAAGAAGCUCGUGCUGCUGGUGCACAAUAUGUUGGUGGUGAAGAACUUAUUGAACAAGUACAAAAAGGUGAAAUCAAAUUUGACAAGUGUAUUUCUACUCCUCAAAUGUUCCCGGCUGUUACAAAGAUUGCUCGUGUACUUGGUCCAAAAGGUUUGAUGCCCACUGUCAAGAAAGGUACUGUGACGGAUGAUGUAUCUGAUAUUGUAAGAAAAUCAAAGAGUUCCUUUGAUUUUAAGGGUGACAAAUUUGGUGUGUUGCAUACAGGUAUUGGAAAGGUUGAAUUUGAAUCCAAUGAUAUUGAAAACAAUUUGAAGGCUAUACUUGAAGAAUUACGAUUAUUUGGAAAGGCCAACAACCUCAAAGCAUUCAUUCAAAAUGUAUCUCUAUCUUCUACUCGUGGUCCUGGUAUUGCUAUUGCCAAUGGUGCUGCCUUACAAUUAGUUGGUACACGACCUACAGUAUAUAAUACCACACGAUGUUUAAGUACAAGUCAAAUGGCUAAUUCGUCACAUGGCUUAUUACGGUUGAAAGAAUAUUAUGACAGUACUUUGGCUGAAGACCUCAUGAUUCUUGGUUACGACCACUCACGUGUAGCACCACCCACAACCAAAUACCCUGACUUGGAAGUCCAGAUCGAUCGUGCAUUACAAUCUACUGGUGAAGAACAACAAAAGAAACAAGAAACUCCCUAUGUGGCUCGUACUCGUAAAGGUGGCAAACCUGUCAAACCCAUUGCUCCUUUGAAAAGCGCCAAUGCUAUUCCUAAACUGGAUAAAAUCACUUUACAUGCCAUGAUCAAGGAUGCUAUUGGAAAUAAGAGUAAUUUAUUAUCUGCUUUUAUGGCUUUCCAAAGUAUUACUGGUACUCGUCCUGAAGUAGUUUAUGCUCGAACUUCUGUUGCCAAUUGGAAACUUCGUGAAGGUAUGCCUAUUGGUGUCAAAGUGACUUUACGUGGAGAAGAAAUGUAUCAAUUUAUGGAUAAAUUAGUAGAAAUUGUAUUACCUCGAUUGAAAGAAUGGCCUGGUAUGUCAAUGACAGCUGGUGAUGGUAAUGGAAAUGUUGCUAUUGGGUUCCCUCCUUCUGCUUUAGCUCUUUUCCCUGAAAUCGAAGGUUCUUUUGAUGUAUAUCCCAAAAUGACUGGAUUUGAUGUGACAUUCAACACUACUGCUUAUACAAAUACUGAUGGUCGUCUUUUACUGUCUGGCUUCUCUGUUCCUUUCAAAACCAAAUAGAUUAGAUUAUUUUUAUUUAUUUAUUUAUUUAUU
Molecule: messenger RNA, 1579 nt
Organism: Halteromyces radiatus
Lineage: Eukaryota; Fungi; Mucoromycota; Mucoromycetes; Mucorales; Cunninghamellaceae
Product: ribosomal protein L1-like protein
Exons: 6
Coding region: 17-1546 (509 amino acids)
Source: RefSeq, a predicted model, not a curated record